AUGAGCGUCGUACCACCAGAGAAUACCGACAAACUCGAGCACGAGAGGCAGCACGAUGCUGAGCUCCGCCAUGACAAGGAGAUGCUGGAGCAUCGAGAGCAUGCUCAUACGGGAGAUGAGAAGAAACAGACCAAAGAGGAGUUGACCGCUGCCAGUCCUUCUUCCUCUGAGCCCAGCAGCGAAACAACACCAGAGUAUCAAACCAAGACCGUGUGGACACUGAGGACAUUCGUCGCCACACUUGCUCUAAGUGGGCUCUACGUCGGCUCCCAGAUUCCCCUUUACUUCGUCGGCGGCUCCCUUUCGUUCAUCGCAGCGGACAUUGGUGGUGCCGAGGCAUCCGCCUGGUUAUCAGUGUCCUAUGCACUUGCCCUCUCUGCGGUUGCUCCUUUCUGCGGCUAUCUGCAAGAUCUCCUAGGCCGCCGCAUCAUCAGCUUGGCUGGCGGUGUCUCGCUGAUGAUGGGUUGUGUCAUCCUCGGCACUGCUCAUAAGUUUGGACAAGGGGUUGUCGGCAUGGCAUUUUCUGGCGCUGGCGCCGCAAUUGGUGAAUUGACUGCUCUUGCUGGGACUUCUGAGCUAGUACCUGUCAACAAACGAGGGAUUUACCUUGCGCUUGUUACAGCCUGUAUACUCCCAUUCACCCCAUAUCUGCUGUACGCCCAGCUCCUGUCAACGUACCACACUUGGAGAUGGGGCAUGUGGAUUUGCUUGAUGUGGAACGGUAUCUGGUGGAUUGUCUUAUUCGUGGUGUACUUCCCAGAGUCCCAGACCCGAGCAAAGGGAAUGGCAGCCAAAGCUAUUCUGAAGAAAAUCGACUACGUUGGCGGAGUACUGUCUAUUAUGGGUUUGACUCUUAUCCUGGUCGCUCUCCAAGCCGGAGGCUACUCUCAUCCUUGGAAAAGCGCCUUUGUCAUUGCGCAGCUGAUCAUUGGCGUUUUCCUGAUCGCCGCCUUCGUCAUUUGGGAAUGGAAGAUCUGCAAAGACCCCAUGGUGCCUCAUGAGAUGUUUUCGGGACAGAGAAUUGUUGCUAUGGCGUAUGGAAUCGCCUUCAUUGCAGGCAUGAAUUUCUACGCCAUGCUUAAUUUCUUCCCUCUGGUGUACAGCACGGUCUUUGACCCCAACCCGGUGCACGUCGGUCUUCGAGGCAUCGCUCCCGGGUUGUCCACCACCUUCGGUGCGGUGGUUGCAAAUGCCGCGUUGUCGUGGUUCAAGGGACAUAACCGAGAAAUCCUAUUAGCUGGCUGCAUUAUCAUGACGGCGUUUGGCGGCUCUCUCGCGGCCAUCACUCCGGACCGCCAGGGUCUCGCAAUCGGUCUAGGAACAAUCUGCGGCUUCGGGGUCGGCUCUGUCCUUGUCCCGGCUGCCACCGUUGCCAUCACAGUGACCCCAGACACAACGAUCGCCACCUGUGUCGCGCUCUCGCUUACGAUCCGUGCCGUGGGCGGCAGUAUCGGCUAUGCCAUCUACUAUAACGUCUUCAUCAACAAGCUCACGCCUAAACUCCCCAAGUAUAUCGCGGAGUACGCCAUCAAGGCGGGCCUCCCGCUCACCUCGGCCACUGAAUUUGUCGAGACACUCCUGACCGCGCCCGCCAAUAUCACGAGCGUCCCUGGUGUGAACGCGCAAAUCAUCCACGCCGGAGCCGUUGGGUCCCGCUGGGCGUAUGCCGAGUCGCUGAAGUACGUGUGGCUGACCAGCAUCUCUUUCGGUGGGUGCGCCAUAAUCGCGUGCCUGUUCAUCGGCAAUAUUACAAAGUAUAUGACCAACCGAGUCGCCGCGAGGAUCAGGGAAUAA
Fonsecaea multimorphosa CBS 102226 is the source of this 1794-nucleotide messenger RNA. RefSeq lists its product as uncharacterized. Lineage: Eukaryota; Fungi; Ascomycota; Eurotiomycetes; Chaetothyriales; Herpotrichiellaceae. The transcript is spliced from 6 exons. Gene Ontology annotation, biological process: transmembrane transport. Gene Ontology annotation, molecular function: transmembrane transporter activity. Bases 1 to 1794 code for a protein of 597 amino acids. The record is from RefSeq and is a predicted model, not a curated record.